AUGCCAGACCUCUCUCCGCCCAUUAUGGCACUCGGCCUCUCCCUCCUAAGUGUCGCCCUAACUCCAUCGCGCGACCGCCGCAGACUCCCUUCCAUGCCGGAGCAAGAAGCCCGCGCCAUUGUGACUCAUUUUUCCUUCGCGUGCAUGUACGCCAAGCUAGUCAUCGACAUGGCGCUCUGCGGCUUAUUCACGAUGCAGCUGGUCGCGUACGCCAAGUUCGUGCGCCGCGAAGCGCGAUGGAUCCUCACCGUCGUGGUCGUGUCCAGCGCACUCACAUACGCCAUCUCGGGAUUCAUCGUCUUCUACGUACACCACCUCUUUGUGGCUGGAUGGGGACAAUGGAAACCAUUCCUCGAGACGAAUUACUAUUGCAUGUACCCCGCGUUCGACGGGUUGGCGAGCAGCAUCGUCCAGGGAUUCUUCACGUAUCGUGCGUGGAGGCUACUAGGGCGGGACUGGCGCAUUGUUUUCGUUCUGGUUGCGUUGAUCGGCGCGAGCCUCACCUGUGCAUGUAUCGUCACCGGCCUGCUGUGGCACCUCGACAGCAUCCUCGACAUGCCUUCCAUCAAGGCCCCUGUCAUCGUGUGGCUCACUUGCGUCAUGCUCGCCGACAUUGUCAUCACCGCUGGGAUCGGGUACGGCCUCGUCCGCUCGCGCACAGGAUGGGCGCACACGGACAAGGAGAUGGUGGAUCGACUCGUACGCAUCAACCUCGAGUCGCAGGUUCCGGCAACGGUUAUGGCCAUGAGCUUUCUGAUCGUGUUCAUCAUCAAACCUCAAUCCCUGCUCAAUUUUGUGUGGCAGGGCAUCCAGUCCAAGUUCUACCUCAUCGGCUUACUCUAUACCCUCAAUAGCCGGGUCUCGUUCGUCCGACACGGCGUGUUCAAGCCCCGCGAUGUGGGGAUUACUGUCGUGGUACAGACUGAGACGUUUGCGAGUGAUGGCGUACGGUCGGUUCUCGCGCCGGCUGAGAACGAGGUGAUUCCGCUUGAACAGAUCCAGAUUAAGCCGUCCGACUGGUAUGCGUCGGCUACAAGUGUUGUUCCAGUUAGGGAGGAGAAGGCGGACAAGACUGGCGAGGACGAAGACGACGGGACGCUUGUGGGAGAGUAUGUGUACAAGCAGCGUGACUGGGAGUAG
Messenger RNA from Cutaneotrichosporon cavernicola, 1140 nucleotides. RefSeq lists its product as uncharacterized. The record is from RefSeq and is a predicted model, not a curated record. The coding region runs from base 1 to 1140 and encodes 379 amino acids. The transcript is spliced from 8 exons. Lineage: Eukaryota; Fungi; Basidiomycota; Tremellomycetes; Trichosporonales; Trichosporonaceae.